AUGGAAGGUUCAGUUCAAAGUAACGUAACCGAAUCUCGUUCCAAUGCUGAGCAACAAAGCAAAGCAAUGUUAUCAUGGGAUGAAAUCAUAGAAAAAAGUUUAUCCAAUUUUGGGUGGAUGGAUUUCUUACAAGCUGUUGUUGUAGCAUUAUCAAUGUUCUUUGAUGCACAACAAUGUUUCAUUAGCAUUUACACUGAUAACUACCCAAAAUGGCACUGCACUAACACUAACACUAACACUAACACUAAUUCAACAUGUUCUUCAUCUUCUGAUAUUUGCAAACUCCCAAGAUCUUCUUGGUCUUGGGACACACACCCUUCAAACACAAUCAUUUCUCAUUGGAACCUUGAAUGUUCUUCCACUUUCAUCACUGGUUUGCCACAAUCAUCUUUCUUCGUAGGUUGCCUUCUUGGAUCUUCCAUUCUUGCAGCCUUAGCUGAUACAUCUGUUGGUAGAAAAAACAUGUUAAUAUUUUCUUGUGUCUCUAUGUCCAUAACAUCCAUGCUCAUAAUCUUCUCCACCAACGUUUGGAUUUACUCCGCCUUGAAAUUCUUGAUCGGUUUCUGGCGCUCCUCGAUUGGAACAUGUGUCCUUGUUUUACUUACAGAAAAAGUGAGCGCUGAAUGGCGAUUCCGAGUUGGAAUUGUUGAGUAUUUAACUUUCACAAUGGGUUACAUGUCUUUACCUGGUUCCGCGUAUAUAACCCGAAACUCUUCCUGGAAAUCUCUUUACCUUUCCUCCUCCAUUCCUGCUAUAAUUUACUCUCUCGUUGCUUAUUUCUUUGUUACCGAGUCCCCAAGGUGGCUAGUUAUGCAGGGUCGAGAGAAAGAUAUUUUGAAAAUGCUCAAAAGGGUUUCUUCACAAGAAACUGCUCAUGAUAGUUUACCUAAACCACCCACCAAAGAAAACUUUUCAAUUUUUCAGCUUUACUCAUCGGUAGGAGAGUUGUUUCAUAAAAGAUGGACUGUUAUAAGAAUGAUAGCCGUCAUGAUUCUUUCUUUUGGGAUUGGGAUGGUUUAUUUUGGUAUGCCACUAGCUGUUGGAAACUUGGGAUUCAACAUUUACUUGUCAGUGGUUUUCAGUGCUUCCAUGGAAUUUCCAUCCUACGUAGCAACAUAUUUCUUAGAAAACUAUAAAAGAAAACCUUCAAUUCUCGUUUUCUCAGUCUUAAGUGGAAUCUGUUGUGUGAUGUGUGCUGUUAUUGAGCAUAGAGUACCGGCAGCUAAAGUGGUGUUAGCAAUGGUUGCAUUCUUUGGGUGUUGUACAGCUUAUAAUGUGUUCCUGAUAUACACUAUAGAGCUAUUUCCGACAUGUGUUCGGAACACAACAACAUCCUUGGUGAGACAAGCGAUUAUGUUUGGCUGCAUAUUCUGUCCAUUUCUGAUAUCUGCUGGGAGGAAGAACAAUAUAUUCUCUUAUGGCGUGUUUGGAGUUGUUAUAAUGUUAUCCAAUAUUACAUUGUUGUAUUUGCCUGAGACUAUAGGGAUUGUUCUUUGUGAUACUAUGGAACAACAAGAGAAGAAAGAAAUAGCUCUGUCUCAUGCCUUGAAUCAACAUCACAAUACUGAAAAUGUUAAUGUUUAA
Molecule: messenger RNA, 1584 nt
Organism: Vicia faba (fava bean)
Lineage: Eukaryota; Viridiplantae; Streptophyta; Magnoliopsida; Fabales; Fabaceae
Source: the annotation of a GenBank genome assembly